Molecule: messenger RNA, 1980 nt
Organism: Mycotypha africana
Lineage: Eukaryota; Fungi; Mucoromycota; Mucoromycetes; Mucorales; Mycotyphaceae
Product: phosphate transporter
Exons: 2
Coding region: 177-1856 (559 amino acids)
Biological process (GO): phosphate ion transmembrane transport
Cellular component (GO): membrane
Source: RefSeq, a predicted model, not a curated record
GUUGUGUCCAUCCUUUUAAAUAUGGUUUAUUAUUGUUUGUUUUUUUGUUUUUUUUUUUCUUUCCUUUUGUCUUUCCAGUUUAGACUUUGGAGCAUUACAUAUAUAGGCCAUCUACUUCUUUCGUCGCUUCUAAUUGCUAACUAUAGAAUCUUCACUCACACCGCCCAGCAAUUUCAAUGGAAGCCUAUGGAUAUACAUGGAUCUUUGCCAUAUCUAUGGUCAUUGCGUUUAUGGACGCGUUUGGUAUUGGUGCAAAUGAUGUGUCCAAUUCGUUUGCUACUUCAGUUUCUUCGGGCUCCCUUAGUCUGGGGCAAGCAUGUAUCAUUGCUUGCUUUACAGAAUUUGGUGGUGCUGUUCUUCUUGGUGCGGAAACUGCAGAGACAAUCAAAGGCGGUAUUCUUUCUCCCUCUUAUUACGUCAAUCAGCCUGAGAUGCUAAUGCUGGCUAUGUUUUGCGCUAUCUGUGGUUCCGCUGCUUGGGUCCUUACGGCUAGUCGAUUUGGUUGGCCUGUAAGCACUACACAUUCUAUUGUGGGGGCGAUCAUAGGUGUCGGAAUUUCUGCUUUUGGCGCAGGAAGUAUUGACUGGUCUUGGAAUGGUGUAUCACAAAUUAUUGCUUCUUGGUUCAUAUCACCUGUAUGUGCUGGUAUUGUGGCUGCCAUUAUUUAUACUAUCACCAAACACGCUAUCUUACGUCGGGUGGAGAGUUUCAAAUGGGGAAUUCGACUCGUUCCUGUUUACUUCUUCUUCACUGCUGCCAUCGAAGCCUUCUACAUCAUCUACAAAGCUCCUGGCGGUGGAUCAAAACACAUGUCGAUAGGUCUUAUCGUUGGUAUUGCCUUCGCUGUCGCUGCUGCUUGCGCUCUAUUUGCUCAAUUUUUCUUCUGUCCUUGGGUGGUCCGUCGUGUCAAAAAUAGAGAAGCUGUCAAGUGGUACCAAAUCUUCUACGUUCCGUGGUUGAAGAGACAACGCACCAUCGAUGAGAUUGAAGCUGAAAGGCAGCAACAGCACAGACCGGAAUCCAUUGUCACACCGAGCGAUGAAGAGACCCAUACAGAGACUGAUGCUAACCAUACGACUGAAGUGGAAGUUGUCAAUGAAAAAUUAAAAGAAGUGGACACAAAAGAUGCGGAUACAAACACUUCAUUAGCUAACGAUCAAGAAAGCGGCGAUCUGCAAAAAUUAUCAAGCAAGCAAUGGUUAUCGAGCACAUUGAACAAAUACAAGACAAAAGUGAUUCAAAUGGCUACGCAUGGCUUAAAACAAGAUGUUCGUAAUAUUGACAACGCUAAACUUCGACAUGUCCAUGCGAACGCAGAAAUAUAUGAAGACGAUGCUGAAUAUCUCUUUUCGUUCCUUCAAGUGAUCACUGCCUGUAUGGCUUCUUUUGCCCAUGGUUCGAAUGAUGUAUCCAAUGCUAUAGGUCCUAUCUCCUCCAUUUACACCAUUUGGUCAACCGGUAAAGUCGAAGUGGCAGGAAAAGUGCCUGUACCUAUUUGGAUAUUGGUCUAUGGUGGUGUUGGUAUUGACCUUGGUUUGGCUCUCAUGGGUUAUCACGUCAUGCGCGCGAUGGGUAAUAACAUUACUUAUUUCACUCCUUCUCGUGGUUUUUGUGCAGAAUUAGCGGCUGCCUUGACUGUGUUGACAUGCUCUCAAUUGGGUUUGCCUAUUUCAACGACACAUUGUAUUGUUGGAGCAUCGACAGCCAUUGGUCUAUGUAACAAGAAUGGCUUAAAGGCCGUGAAUUGGAAGAUGCUGGCAAUGUGUUUCUUUUCAUGGUUUAUUACUUUGCCAAGUGCUGGACUUGUUGCUGGUUUGCUGUUCGCAUUUUGUGCCAAUUCUCCCAAAUUCCUUUAAUCCUAUUCAUUAGCUUACGUUUUGCGGAAUUGAACGUUUUACCUUUACUUUUAUCUUUUCUAUUUUUUUUACUAACCUAUAAUUCUCAUGCAGUGCACGAAAUAAUAUAUAAUAUAUUCCUUUU